AUGACCCAAUUGAACCAAGUGUGGUUACAUUCCAAUUCUUUUUCAGGUCCUUUACCGGAACUUUCAGGGCUAACUGGGUUGCAGAAUUUCAGUGUUAGGGACAAUCGGAUCACAAGUUUAGUACCCGUGUCUCUUGUGAACCUUCCAUUGCUUAAAGUUGUGAAUUUGACAAACAAUCUGUUACAAGGCCCGACCCCAAAAUUUCAUUCUUUGGUUGCAGUUGAUAUGACAAUUGGGACUAAUAGUUUCUGCUUAUCUGAUCCUGGUGUUGGUUGCGAUUCCCGGGUUAAUACAUUGCUUACGAUUGCACAAUCUGUUGGUUAUCCAACGGUGUUUGCGGAUAAUUGGAAAGGGAAUGAUCCUUGUGUCCAGUGGAUAAGUCUCACUUGUUCUAAUGGAGACAUUACUGUUGUCAAUUUUCAGAAAAUGGGUCUUAGUGGUAUGAUUUCUCCCAAUUUUUCAUCAAUUACUUCGUUGCAGAGACUAAUACUUGCUAAUAACAAUCUUACGGGUACUAUCCCUAAUGAGCUCACAACUUUGCCUAACCUAAGAGAAUUAGAUGUUUCGAACAACCGGCUUUAUGGGAACAUUCCAUCUUUUCAGAGUAAUGUACUUGUAAAAACUGACGGGAAUCUUGAUAUUGGGAAGGAUAGUGUUAGUCCAUUGCCGGGUACGCCCUCAGUUAGUGGAACAAAGACUUCGGGAAGUAGUGGCAAUAAGUCGACUGGUGUGGUUGUGGGUUUGGUAAUUAGUUGUAUUUGUGCAGUAUUGGCUGUUGGGGUUAGUGUGUUCUGCAUUUGUAGGGCUAAACAAAAGCAUUCUUUGGAGUAUGCUGAUGCCAUUCAGCAGCAAUUUCUUGAAGGCUCAGACUCUGACGAAGAUUCUGCCUCUAAGGAUACUCCAGUUGUCAAUGCGGACCGGUCAGUUCGGCUGGAGCCCACGGUGGAAGACCUGACUAUUGAACUACCAGGUGAAAUCAUGGUUCCGACCGAAACCACCCUUGUGACCGAGAGCGAGCUCCCGCCUGAAACCGGUCUUCAUGUUGAUGCCGAUGCUGCGUUCAAUGCCGAAAUUGAUGAUCUUUUCAACUGA
Messenger RNA from Camellia sinensis, 1092 nucleotides. Lineage: Eukaryota; Viridiplantae; Streptophyta; Magnoliopsida; Ericales; Theaceae. The record is from RefSeq and is a predicted model, not a curated record.